AUGGAGGAGCUCGACCGCAUUGAGCGGGCAAUGGAAGAGUACAUGGGGUGGGGCGCCAAAGCGCUACGGAGCGAGUGUAGGCGACUGAAAGCUACGCCCACGGCCCAAAAUAAGGCCAGCUACUUCCGUGCCAGCCUCAGGCACGUGGGCCGCUGUGCUUCUCACUGCGCUCAUUCAACGUAUUCGUAUGCACCAACGCCCAUACACUUACCAAUUCCGUCUCCUUGUCUGUCAUUUUAA
Phytophthora sojae is the source of this 240-nucleotide messenger RNA. RefSeq lists its product as hypothetical. Bases 1 to 240 code for a protein of 79 amino acids. The transcript has a single exon. The record is from RefSeq and is a predicted model, not a curated record. Lineage: Eukaryota; Oomycota; Peronosporomycetes; Peronosporales; Peronosporaceae.